CUCCCAGCCCCACCCCCACCCCCACCCCUCCCAAAAAAGGGUUUGCCCUGAUAAGCUUAUCACCCCUGCGGCGGUGCGGCCCUGCCACCGACCCGUGCGGCGGUCGCGGUCCCUUCCCCUCCCCCUCUUCCCUUCCGGCUGCUCGCCGAACGCAAUCGGAAGCCCUCCUCUCCAGAAAUCGAAGAUCGAGUUCUUCACUCUUCAGAAAUCGAAACCCUCCUCGUCGCCUCUUCCUCUUCCGCUUCCGCUAUCCAACGAUAUAUAGAUCAGUAAUAAGACUGUUCUUAAUUUGAGCGUUUAAUGGAGGGUUUUCUCUCUCAGCCCCGGAGAGGCGCUUCGAGAGAAAGCGCGAAGAAGACGAAGGGAGAGAGAGAGAGAGAGAGAGAGAGAUCCUCGUCCAUGGAGGGCUCCGAUCGCGCUCCGCAACGGUGCCCUCACUGCGCGGGGCCUCUCUCUAAGGACACGGAAACGAGCUCUUGGACCGUGGCGCCAUUGAUCCGAGACAGCUUCUCCAUGAUCGGCACUGCUGUUGGCGGAACGGCAAGCGCAUUUUAUGGUUUUAACCAUGUUAUGCCUGUUGUCAGGAAGUGGGUGAAAGGGCCAAUGUGGGUUCAUUUCCUUGUUGGCACACCACCUGUGGUUGUCUUCUCUUCAGCUUGUGCUGGAUUGGCAGGAGGUGCUGUGCCGGCUCUUGCGCAGCUGGUCUCUUCCUCAUAUCACGCGGCAAUCUCAUCUUCACCCUCCUUGGCUCGCCCACCUCAACACGAUGAUAGCAGCAUGCACAAAACGAGAAGCUCCUCCCCACUAUAAAUCUCGCUGGCACCUUUUUUCUUUCUAAAAAUUGUUUUCUUUUAAUUUGUAGAGCUUUGUUCAAACGGUUCCUGACAAUAAAUUAAGGUUUACUUUUGUGCUCUCUAUCUAUUAGAGUGCUUCAAACAGUGAAACUUGUAGAAUGCGCUUCUUUUAUGAUGUAUAUUUAUUACAGAGCUGAUUUGGUUGCUUGUUUGUCUGAGGAUUCCUCUGUAAAUCUAGUGUUUUGCCGUUAAUAAAGCUGGGUUUUUUAAA
Ananas comosus (pineapple) is the source of this 1065-nucleotide messenger RNA. RefSeq lists its product as uncharacterized. The transcript has 7 exons. The record is from RefSeq and is a predicted model, not a curated record. Bases 301 to 810 code for a protein of 169 amino acids. NCBI's taxonomy places the organism in Eukaryota, Viridiplantae, Streptophyta, Magnoliopsida, Poales, Bromeliaceae.